AAUCAAUAAGCACGUCCCUAUAUAAAAACUAUACCUAUAACAAACUUUCUUCACAUCUUAAUUAACUCAAUUUAUAUGGCAAUGUCACACAUCACCGCUAGUAAUGUCCCAAAAAUCCAAGUUGAAGGUAUCCAGACGGUGCCGCCCUUUACGGUGACUGAUCCGAGACAAGUUCGCCGUGUCUUGGCGGUGAAAGAGCCAAUCCGGUCAGCUAUUUUUACGGGCUGUUUUAACAUAGUCCUUUGCUAUAAUAAGGCUACGGAGAAGGAUUCGGGUUGGGUUGUAGCUGGAUGGAUCAAGGAAUCACUCGCACGAGCGUUGAAGGAACAGCCGCUUCUCGCCGGACGGUUGAGAAGAGGCGAAGAUGGCCACGGAGAGCUUGAGAUUGUGUCGAAUGAUAGUGGAGUCAGGCUUAUUGAAGCUACGAUUAGUAUGAGUUUGAAAGAGUUUCUUGUUUUGGAAGGAAGAGAUAAAGCUGAAACUGAAGCUGAAUUUGUGUUUUGGAAGAAUAUUGAUGAACAAAAUCCUCAAUUCUCUCCCUUGUUCUAUGUUCAGGUAACAAAUUUUCAAUGUGGUGGAUACUCAAUCGGGAUAAGCUGCAGCAUUCUGUUGGCAGAUAUUGUAAUCAUGGACAAAUUUCUUCAAACAUGGGCCAAAUUUCAAAAUAAAAUGCUCUCCAAAAAUGAAGGAUCAAACUUGCCUGUAUUUUAUCUCCCUCAUCUUAAACCCCUCAAUCUUUCCCUUAAUGGCACAUUCAGCUCAACCCCAAUUGAUAAUUUUGGCCAAACAAUGAUUUUCAAGAUCAGCAAAGAAAAUAUGAUUUUGGAGGAAGAAUCAUCCAAAAAACUUGCAUUGCUCUGCAUUGAGGAGGCAGAGCAAAAUUUUAGUGCUAAAAUGUCACUAGAUGAACUCAUUUUACUUGUAAAAGAAUCCACUAAUGUAAUCAAAGUGGAAAAUUGCAAGAAAAAUGAGACUGUCAAUUGCAAUUUGGAGAGGCAAUUUAUAAGUAGUUGUGCAAAUUUGAAAGAGUAUGCAAAGAUGAGUGAGUUGGCUUUUAGAGAAGGCAAUGAAGCUAUUAGUGUUUCAUGUUGGAUUGGAAGUGUUAGUGAUGGAUUUGUGAUGGGAAUUCCAUCCCAUGGAGAGGCUACUUCUGAAUUCAACAUUAUUGUCACAUUUCCUUGUGAAAAAUAGAAUUAUAUGUUCCUAAAAAUGAUGGCCUAUAUGUAAAAAAAUUAUUUGUUGUGUUCCUAUUGAUUCUUGAAUCAAUGAUCAAUUGAUAUGGAUUAUGUGGGCUAUGUGUGCCCUUUUUGUUGUGUUAAAAUAUAAAACGUUUGUAAUUUUAAAAUUAAGUAUUUUGUGGUGAAACUUUAUUUUA
Molecule: messenger RNA, 1375 nt
Organism: Mercurialis annua (annual mercury)
Lineage: Eukaryota; Viridiplantae; Streptophyta; Magnoliopsida; Malpighiales; Euphorbiaceae
Product: protein ECERIFERUM 2-like
Exons: 2
Coding region: 76-1191 (371 amino acids)
Molecular function (GO): acyltransferase activity, transferring groups other than amino-acyl groups
Source: RefSeq, a predicted model, not a curated record